Messenger RNA from Vigna unguiculata (cowpea), 864 nucleotides. RefSeq lists its product as uncharacterized. Lineage: Eukaryota; Viridiplantae; Streptophyta; Magnoliopsida; Fabales; Fabaceae. The record is from RefSeq and is a predicted model, not a curated record.
AUGCAACAGCAGAUGCAGACCCGAGAGGAACUGAUAGAUUGGACUAACUUCAGGACUCGAUUCUUGGAGAAAUAUUUCCCUGACACAGCCAGGCAGGACAGGGAAGCUGAGUUCCUUGCACUACAGCAAGGGGAUAUGAUGGUGCAGGAAUACGUGAAUAAGUUUGAGCACCUAGCAAGAUACUAUUCACAGAACACUAUUGAGGAGUGGAGGUGCUUGAAGUUUGAGCGAGGACUCAAACAUGAACUGAAGAAGGUGGUGACACCUUUGAGAGAGAGAAGGUUUUCGUUCUUGGUGGAACAUGCCAAGAGUGCUAAGCACCUAGGGAAGGGCCCUGGUCCUAUUGCUAGACAUCAUAAAAGUGUCACAGAGGCGAGGAAUUGCCCACAGCUGACAGGUGGAAAGGGAGGGUCAGGCGACCGUCGCAAGUGUUUCAUAUGCGACAAACCUGAACACUUUGCAAAUAAUUGCCCAGAAAAGAAGAGUCUGAGUGUGAAGAAACCAGCAUCAUCACCCGCAGAAAGGGCUAGAGCGGCCGACAGGGUCUUUGCCUUAACCUCUACAGAGGCUACUCGAUCAGGUAACCUUAUCCUUGAGCCUUGCUUAUUGUUGGGUUAUUCAGUGUUGGUGUUGUUCGAUUCUGGAGCAACACAUUAUUUCAUUGCUAAUGCGUGUGUGGGGAGAUUGAACUUGGUGAAACGUAAUUUGGGGUGUGAGUUGCUUGUUUCAACUCCCUCCUCGGGUCAAGUAGCUACCAAUUCAGUCUGCGUUGGGUGUUCAAUGGAAGUGGCAGGUCACAGAUUCAAGGUGAACUUGGUGUGCUUGCCUUUGGAGGGACUAGAUGUAAUCUUGGGGAUGGACUGA